This is a messenger RNA of Phaedon cochleariae (mustard beetle), 2010 nucleotides long. Lineage: Eukaryota; Metazoa; Arthropoda; Insecta; Coleoptera; Chrysomelidae. The record is from the annotation of a GenBank genome assembly.
AUGGCAGAGCAACCCUGCGAUGGAAAUACUGUCAACAGAAAAUCGAAGAACAAAAGUAAUUUCGAUAACCACACAAUGAUGAAUUCCGCUGAAAAUCCCUUCAAAUGCAAAAUUUGUGAUAAACCCUUUAGGAACAAACGGUAUUUGUCAGUUCAUAGUGCACUUCACAAGCCGAAAAUACCUGGUGAAUGCAAUAUUUGUGGAAAAACCUUCCGGGACAAACGGAAUUUGUAUAACCACAGAACAGUGCACAGCCCAGACAAACCGUUCAAAUGCGAUGUUUGUAAUAAAUCCUUCAGGAACAAACGGUAUCUGACAGUUCAUAGUGCAGUACACAAUCCGGAUCUGAUGGUCGAAUGCGAUAUUUGCAAUAAAACCUUUGGGAACAUACGCUAUUUGAGACUCCAUAUUCUGGUUCACAAGCCUGGUAAACCAUUCGAAUGCGGUAUCUGUAGUAAAACCUAUCGGAAAAAACGGUAUUUGAGAACCCAUCUCAAACUGCACAAGUCUGACAAGCCGUUUGAAUGCGGUCUUUGUCUUCAAAAAUUUAGGCUGAAAGGAAAUUUGGCGAAACAUAGUCUAGUGCACACAGGCCAAAAACCGUACCAGUGUGAUAUUUGCCAUGUGAAGUUCCAGUCAAAGGGUAAUUCAACAUGUCAUAUCGAUCAUUACUCUGAUGUUUGCAUCGAACAACCCCAAUCAAGCGAUUCCUUGAAAUCACAUAUUAAACAGGAUACUGAUGAAAAACUAUUCAAGUGCGAUCAUUGUGAUAGAACUUUUCGGGACAAAAGAAAUUUGAAGAAUCACAGUACAUUGCACGUGGCCAAUAAACCAUAUGAAUGCGGCAUUUGCAACAAAAGUUUCGGGCAGAAGAGUUUUAUGCUGAAACAUAGUUUAGUGCACACCAGCAUAAAAGCAUUCGAGUGUGACAUGUGUCACAGAAGAUUCCAGAGCAAAAGUAAUUUAACCACCCAUAUUAUGCUGCAUUCUGCUGAGAAGCUCUUUCAAUGCUAUAUGUGCGGCAUGAAGUUCAAGACUAAAAGUAGCUUGAAAAUGCACAUCAUGUUGCACAUUGAUAGGAAACCAUCGAAAUGCGAUUUUUGCGAUGAGGUUUUCCAGACCCAAUGGGAUUUGAAAGUCCAUGGGGAAAGUCACGGGGCCGGUGAACCAUUCGAGUGCGAUAUUUGCAAAAGGAAAUUUCGGCUGAAAAGUAAUUUGAAGAACCAUAUUUCAGUUCACACCGGCAAGAAACCGUUCGAGUGUGACAUUUGUCACCAAAGAUUUCGUUCCAAAGGUAAGCUGACCACCCAUAACGUUUUGCACUAUGAUGACCAGCCAUUUCAAUGCGAUAUUUGCAGCCAAAAAUUCCGAACUAAAGGUGCAUUGAAAGUUCAUAUUAUUAAGCACACUGGUAAAAUAACAUGCAAAUGCGAUGUUUGUGGUAGAAUUUUCCGGAACGAACGGAAUUUGAAAAAUCACAGAAAAGUGCACAUUGAAAAAAAAUCAUUCAGAUGUGAAUUUUGCCCGAAGCGAUAUACUUGGCAGCAAACGUUACGGAAACAUAUGGCUCUUCAUAUUGAGGAGAAGCGUAACAUCAACACUAACGAAAUUUCUCCAGAUGUUGAAGAGUUUGAUGAAUAUUUCGAAUGUGCUACAUGCCAUGAAAAAUUCCAAAGCAAACUUGAUGUAAGCGAGCACUGUAGACUGCACAUUAAAGGAGAACCUGAAAGAGGAUCAGAUAAUGAAGAUGUAGAUAUGGAACAAGAAUUUUCUGAUAUCGGCCUGUUAGUCGAAGAAGAUUGCAAUUUCAAUAUUAUCGAGAACAAAUAUGAGAUGAAAUCCGAAUGUGAUGAAAAACUUCCAUUAGACAGUGGGGUGGAACACGUGGUUAGUAAGGAAGAAAACAAAAUGAGUAUUUGUCAUUCUGUUGAGCCAAUGGCAGGUCCUAUCGACGAUAUUGUUCUGAAAGAAGAAAUGAAAAUCGAGAUUGAAUAUAAUGAAAUUUCAUGA